AGUAAGAGAGGCGCGAAGGGGUUUUAAUUAACUCGGACUGAAGCUGCGAAAGGCACGUUUUCAAAGAUGAAAGGCGCUUUGACAAAGAGCUGCAGAGGAGGAUGCCUGUCUUCUUUCAUCCUUAUCUCAUACGUCGUCAUGACCGCUUCAAUGACUCUUGAUCUGACCGAGCUGAGAAACAGAGUUUCAAAGCUGAAAGUGAAUCCAAAGGGCAAUCUGUGGGCAACAGGUCACUUCAUGGGGAAGAAGAGUGUCGUGGACAGUUCGUUCAUGGAGUCUGCUUUUCAGAACGUUAAAGCUCCCAAUGAAGCUACAGCAGUUCGCCCUCUGCAAGGAGUGGAAGACCUUCAAGCACAGCUCCUCCAGAUGUUGAAAACUGCUCAAGAAACAAGAGAAAAGGCACUGGACAUAGGAGAUCCUGCUUGAGGAACGCUGCUUCCAACAGAUGUUACAUCCUAACUGUGAUCAUCUGAUUUCACACUGAUGAAGAGGAGAAGAGUCUUAAAUUUUGUUUAAAAAAAUAAAAAUACAAGCUCUGAUAUA
Molecule: messenger RNA, 543 nt
Organism: Salarias fasciatus (jewelled blenny)
Lineage: Eukaryota; Metazoa; Chordata; Actinopteri; Blenniiformes; Blenniidae
Gene: nmba
Product: neuromedin Ba
Exons: 3
Coding region: 67-426 (119 amino acids)
Biological process (GO): neuropeptide signaling pathway; positive regulation of hormone secretion
Cellular component (GO): neuron projection
Molecular function (GO): neuropeptide hormone activity; neuromedin B receptor binding
Source: RefSeq, a predicted model, not a curated record